ACUAGAUUCUUUUUCUUUAAGUUCUGUAUUUUAAUCACUAAGAAUUAUGGAGGACAGUGAUGCAAAGCUCAGAGAAGAAAUAGAAGCUGAAUUGGAUAAAAUCAGCAUUUCUUCCUUGGAAAAUGAUGAGGUUGAAAAUGAUUCAGAAUCAGAAACUCAGAGUGACAGUAGUGAUACUGAUUUAGUUGAAUUGCCAGAGUCAGUUCUACACUGUAUCAGCAUCAUAAAGAAGAAGAGCAAGACUGCUGAAGAGCUCUUUCUUCAGGACUUAGAGGAUACUGAUGUCUUCAGUUGUAGUUAUGGUACAGUUUCUAACAGUCAUAUGAGUUUGAGGACUGGAUCAUCAGCUGAAUCAAAAGCAAAUUCUCAGCAGUUAAUGAAGAUAUUAUCUGUAAUAGAAAAGGAAGAAUUUGUGAGAAGUCUAACUCAUUCUGCCAGGUCCGAUUCUGUCCCUGAGCCUGUUGCUCUUGACACAGCCAUGGAUGAAUAUGCUUUACCAGAUGAUGCUGAUUUGAGUUUUGGAUACUUUGAAGUAGAAGAAAGAUGUAGAAAGUCUUUUGAAGCUUGGCAGGACAAACAGAAAGAACUCGAAGAAAAAGAUAAAGAAACUCUUGAAGCUCAGAGUGAUAUAGAAAAACAGAAAUUUCAAGAAGACGAUGAAAAGAGACAUUGCUGGAUAAAACAGUUUGAAGUUGAAAAGGAAAAGUUAGAGACCCUUCAGAAGCAAGACCAGGACAAAAUGAAUGAUGUACUUCAUGAAGAAGAGAAAAUAUGGAAAGAAAAAUAUAGAGAGCAUGAGGAACUCAUUAGAAACUUGAAUUUACAAAUGGAGGAAGAAAGAGCAAGAUUAAGUGAGCUACAGGAAAAAGAAAAGGCACGCUUGCUAACACUGCAGCAAAAUGCAGCUGUAAAAAUCCAAGCUAAAUAUAGAGCAUUUGUAACUUCCCGAAAAUACAGCCCUAUCAUAAGAGAGCAAAUAGAAAAGAAGAAAAGGAAAGCACAGGAGUGGAAAGAGAAGGAAGCAAAGAUCCGACAAAUGGAGGAAGAGAGAAGAAGAAGAAUGGAAGAGGAGCGGAGGAUUGAGGAGGGGAGAAGGAAGAAGAUGUUGGAGGAAAAGAGGAGGCGGGAAAGGGAAUACGAAGAGAAAAAGAGCAUCCUGAGACAAGAGCGAGAGGAGCAACGAAACAAGGAAAAGAUGAGACCCAGGGAAGAUGCCCGCCAACCGCUGAUCAUUACCUGUGCUUUAGAGAAAGGGGAAGGUCGUGCCAAGCAGCCAGCUGUUGCAAAUGUGUCCAAGAAUAAGGAUGCUAUAGACAAAGAGUUAGCGGACACCAACUCAAAGAAGCAAGAAAAUGCUUGUCUAGUUCAGCAAUCAAACAAGAGAGAAAAUGUCCGUAAACAGCUUACACUGAGAGAGUCAACAGGGGUAAAACUAAAACCAAGCCAGGCCAUUUUGGCCGAAUUAAAAGUGAAUGAAAAAAGUGAGACCUCACCAAAGAAACAAUGUUCAGAAGAACUGGCUAACCAAGAAAUUGACUUAGAAAAUAUAGACCAAAAAAAUGAACUGAAAAACUCAGACGUAAAGGAAAAUGUCAGUACACAGUGCCUGGGCCAGGAACUAAAGUCGCAGACUCAAAAAGAGGACAGUGUGGAGCAUGCCACACAGGAGAACAUGGGCCAGGAGACCCAAAUAAUGUUUGCAUACAAACCGGAAAUGAAUGAAGCGGACAGUAAUGGAACACAGGAAGCCAUCAAAGAGAGACUGGCUGAAAAGAUAGAAAAAAUGGACAUAACAGAGCAAGGCGAAUCACUGUGUGAGAAUGGUCCUUCAACUACUCCCAUGCAAAAAGACCUACUAUCAGAAAAUCCCGAACCUGUAGAAAGAAAUGUAACGCUAGGAGACAAAGAGCUUGAUUUGGAAUCAAAAAGAGUUGAGGAAAUCCCGAAAGACAGUGUACAGACUUGUGAUCCUGUGGUCAUUAGUGCAGAUGCCUGGGUGCACAAGGAAGACAGGACAAACCAGCAGGGAUCUGUCUCAGGCAAACAGGAUCCUACGGAAGAGGAGGCUGGCAGUCACAGAGCUCAAAGCCCCCUGCUCAAGGAAGAAGGGGAUUCUCCUAAGUCUGAGAUUAAAGACAUUCCAGAGCAAACUAAGGCUGGAAGUGACAGUGUCCUGGCCUGCUCUGUUUCACAGGUAUCCAUUUUAUCUUCAGUUGAGGAAAGGAGACUAGCUUGGACGAAGUCAUUUAAACCUUGGUCGGAAAUCUUUGAGCAAAAUCAACUCAAGAAAACCAUUAAAAAAAAGAGACUUACGAAGUGUCCAGCAAAUACAAUGCCUCCUUUGGAUACAUCAGCCAUUCUCCAGCAUGGCCCUUGGGAUACUUUACAACAGGUCACAGCCAUUACAUUUCAGGAUUUGCCUGGCUGUAGUCUCUCUACGCUGACAGAAUGUACCAAUCUUCAGCUUCUCUCCCUCCGACGCUGUGGAUUAACUUCCUUGCAUGGCCUGAACCACUGCAAAAACCUCAAGUAUAUCGAUGCACAGGAAAACCAAAUUGAGAAUGUCAAUUGUGAAAAUUUGGAAAAUCUCUGCGUUCUUCUUCUUAAUAAAAACCUGCUGACUUCUAUUCAUGGUUUGGAUGGAUGCACUAAUAUCCAAAAACUUGAAGUUUCACAUAACAAAAUCACUCGAAUAAGUGGUUUAGAAUCUUUGAAAUACCUUCAACAAUUAACUGUGGAUCAUAAUCAGUUAAUUAGCACUAAAGGGCUCUGUGAAGCACCCACCAUCAUAUACUUGGAUUGUUCACACAAUAAUCUUACUGAUGUUGAUGGCAUUGGAAAUUGUGGAUUGCUCCAAACUGUAAAGUUGCAGGGAAAUUACCUGAGAGAGCCUCCAUCCUUAAAGAAUCAUGUUCUACUUCGAGAAUUGCAUUUGGAUGACAAUAGCAUCUUAAACAUGGAAAUACUUUCUUCAUGUUGGCUUCCUUUACUUCAGGAGCUUAGUAUCUCUCAAAACAGUUUAACAACAAUUGUACCACUGUUCCAUUUUGUGUCUUUGGAAAAACUAGAUGUCAGCAAUAAUUGUCUUUCUGAUCUUUCGAGCAUCAUGUGUUGGUUCAAUGCAUGCUACUCUCUCCGUGAGCUUUGUCUCACCGGAAACCCAGUACUUCAGGAAAUCAACUGGAGGCAUUCUGUCCUUCAGCUACUUCCUGCCCUGAGAAUACUCAAUGGUGACAUGCUGAACUCUCACUCUGAUUUCCAUGUUGAAGAGCAGCACUUCCAUCAAGACCUAGCAUGUUUCCUGGCGCUUUGUCAGUACCAGCUUCAAGAGUUCAACUUAUUAACUGAGAAGUGUAUCACACAGAAGGGGGACAUUCUCACUUUGCAUGCUGCAGACAAACUCUGUCAUUACUAUAAGAACUUAAUGAAAUUCAGUAAUGAAUGCAGACAUGCCCAUGAACAUGGGGAUGUGACUGUCAUCAAAAGGGCUGAACCAGAAACCAAGAAAAACCACCCAGCCCUUUCCAACACCAACAGCACACUGCAAAACAAGGCCUUUCAGUCUUGCACUGACAACUAUGAAGCAGAUUCACCAAAUACUUCUGAAGACCUCAUGGACCCUGGCUGCGGACCUUCCCCACUGACCUGUAAAGAAGCUGAAGGAAGAAAUCAGGAGGAAAUCAUGGUACAAAAGAAUGAGCCCAGAAGCAUAAAUAGUCCCUCCACCAGAAGAGCCUCGUUCAUGGAAACGAAGAUGACAAAUUCUCCAAUGAGUAAUCAUCAAAGUACUGAACUCAGUGAAACAAGUAAGGCAGCUGUGUUAAUCCAAUCCCAAUGGCGGAGUUACAUUGCACGCAGACAGGUUGAUUUCUCUGCAAAAGUGACUCCUACCAGUGCAGAACCCCUGCAAAAUCCCUUCACCAAAACCUGGACCACUUCAAAUAAAGGGAGAAGAGAAAAUAUUAUGGAUAUCCAAGAACAGAGGGAGAAGGCUGCUCUUCAUAUUCAGGCAGUUUGGAAGGGCUUUAUUUUACGAAAGAAACUGGCAACGGCCCUGGAGGCUAUCAGGAAUGAAGAAUCUGGAGAGGAAUACGAAGAAAUAGAUUUAGAGGAUUUUGAAUAUGAUGAGGAUGCCUUGGAGAAAGACUGGCCAGUUUUAGAUUCCACCAGCUUCCGUUCACAAACACCGCCUCUCUCCAACCAGCUGCCCUGGCCAAAGAAUGCUCAGACUUUGAAACAUGAUGAAACUUCCCUCACUCUGCCAACUUGCCCAGCUCAGGCAUGGCCAUGCAGUGAGAAAGAAAAUUUGUUUACAUCUGAGCACACACAGUUAAGUAGCAGAUCAGAAAACAGAACUUUAUCCUGGACAACCGAAUCAAACACAAGUUGGAAGAGUUUACUGCAAUCUGAAAAAGAAGAAAAAAUUUCAGAAGAGUGGGGCUUUAAGGAUAUUUCUACAGCUCAGCAGAUGCUAAAGAGAGCACAGAAAAUGAAAUCAAAAAAAAUAAGGAAGAAAUUAGAACCCUCUGUACGACUAGCAAUAUUCAGAAAACACAAAAGCGAUGUUUCUGUUACAAAGUCAUCAAAGAGGACACAACUCAGGAGAGAUGACUACUCUGAAGGUGAGGACGAAGAUGCCCUCUUCAAGCCGAUCACUGCGAAUGAAAAGUUACAAAAGACUAAUGAGUAUACCUACCAGUGGCUUCAUACACAAGUUGCCUUUCCAGAAACAACUAGUCCCAGAACCCUGAAAUGCAAUCACUUCUUGCCUGAGUUAGAUCCAGAUGUGCUUAAUGGUGGAAGAGUUCAACUUGUGGCAAGACUUGUAAGCAGAGAAGACACGGAUUUAGACCUUUUUUCCAUGACCAGUGGAAACGCUUUGUCUGUGAACAGAGAAAAAAAAGCCAGGCACACAGAUACUCAUCGGGAUCCUCAAGUAAGCUAUGGUUUCCUUCAGAAUUAAUUUAGAAAUCACAG
This is a messenger RNA of Phodopus roborovskii (desert hamster), 4977 nucleotides long. It is a transcript of the gene Lrriq1, whose product is annotated as leucine rich repeats and IQ motif containing 1. The record is from RefSeq and is a predicted model, not a curated record. The transcript has 26 exons. Gene Ontology annotation, molecular function: protein binding. NCBI's taxonomy places the organism in Eukaryota, Metazoa, Chordata, Mammalia, Rodentia, Cricetidae. The coding region runs from base 47 to 4963 and encodes 1638 amino acids.